AAUUGAGUAGAACUACUGACGAAACCAAAAAAAUUGAACUCAUUCAAGAAAUGAACAAAAUCAGAGAAGCAGUUGAACAACUUAAUCAAUCACGGCUGUCAUUAGAAGAAAUAGUUCAUACAAUUUCUUAUAAUGCAGGUUUUAAUUUAGGAAAGGGACAAUUAGACCGCUUAGCCGACAAAAAAAUAAUCAAUACCAUGCUUUCCCCUAGUGAAAAAAACGAGAUUGAGAACGAUUGA
This is a messenger RNA of Funneliformis geosporum, 239 nucleotides long. The record is from the annotation of a GenBank genome assembly. Lineage: Eukaryota; Fungi; Glomeromycota; Glomeromycetes; Glomerales; Glomeraceae.